AAGAUUUUAAGUUCAAAUAACUUAUACUUUUUAAGUAAGUCAACUUAAGAAUUAUUAUGUAAUCUGUUUCCUCAAAAAUUUUGAGUUCACUGAACUUAUUCGGGUUUACAGUGUAAAUAAUUGGAAAAUAUAGCCAACUAUCUCAGACCUCGACAGCUAAAUGAAUUUUCUAUGCCUAUUUUUUGAGCAAUGGAAUAUUUCAUUAUAAAUCAUCUAAUAUUUUGUCAUUACGGUUAGUGGGAUCUUACCAACAACCGUCUUACUUUGGGACCUGAUGAGUUCAGGUGGAGCUGCCAUGAAGCUGCUCUGUGGUGGAUGGCGUCUGCGCUCCUGCCACUCCUCCUCCGCCUGCGAAAGCCGCCACCUCCCGGCCUCUAACAGGCUCCAUUCUCUCACCUCCUCUCAUAAAUCAACUCUCGCCUCUUUAAUGUGUCCGAAAUUAGUUUAAAAUCAUCUCAUUAAGAAGUGUGCACGCGCUUUAAUGACAUUAGGAACGACGUUAGGUCUCUAAAUCGAAAUGAACGCUGCAACAAUAGUAUUUCAUCAGUCUUCUUUGUGAGAUGUAUGGAUUUUAAACAAUGUGAUGAGAAUAAAAUACAUUUGAAAAACGUGAUUUGUGCGUGGGUUUCGAUGCGCACGCUCAUCAUAAAGUCUCCCCACAUUAGCUAAUUAAACUCGAAGACUCCCCCAAGUUCCAGCUCGUCUGAAUGGAUCUGCAGUGAAGGCCAUGGGUUUCACCCUUUCAGGAAAAUGAAUGUGGAUGAUAUCUAAUUAGUAAGGAUUAUCCUCGCCCUCAGCUCUGCGCCAUUGUCGGGGCCUCGCCCAGCCGCCCUGCCUAUUGUUCAGCGCGCUGAGUGGAUUGUUGUUUUAAGGGAUUUUUGAGUGGUUUAGAAGGGAUUUGACACAUGUAAGCCGUUUAGUUUUAAAAACUCAAAUGUUAAUCAGCAGCUUGGCAAACUUUCUCCCAUCAUUUCACUGUAAGACCAUGAUGUGGGUCUAAUACUGAAACUGCUGAGUGACUCUUCAUGGCACAAUCAUCAUGAUAUGGGUAAAAGGUAUACAAGUAAUUCAUCACAUAUUUUAAUGUGGCUACAAGACGAAAUAAACCCAACUGAUCAGGCACAACUGCUGUAAAACGGGUCAAACAAAAGCUCUUAUGCGUUUACACUCUUGUAAAUUCCAGACUGUUUUCACACCAAGUUGUUUCCCAGGGAAACAACUAUUAUCCUAUUAUCAUGGCGAUGCCAAUUUCGCCAAUGUGUGAGCCACUAUUUACAUGACUAUAUGGGGUCACCCUGAAAAGUUUGAAGGCUUUGUAGUCCCCGUGUCUCCCUGGGACACCUUUACCAUUUCUAGAAAACUUCCCCAAGAAGGCCCGCGGCGGAAUGCAUCGUUUGAUUCAUGUAAAUCUCUUGUAUGAGUGGAUUUAUGAGGCAUAUUUAGGGAUGGGUACAACAAUUUUUGUGGGGAUGCUAUUAGUUUGUGUGAUGCAUUUACAUAAUGUCUGAUUUAUUUUAACUGGAACGUGCAUUUCUUAAAAUUGCGGGGCCCAGAAAGUUCCGUUACUGUCUUCCUGCAGAUUCGUGGGAAAAGCGUGCAGGAUGAGAUCCUGGGAACGUCAGGUGAAUGAAUGAGGGGCUGUUUAAGUGUCUGCGUCACUUCUUUGAAGUGCACUUAUGCACCGACGGCUCCUAUUUGUCAAGGGGACGUGGCAAUUAAUGCUGUCAUAGAUGCAUUUUCACGUUGAAACGUUACCUGCAGGACAAAUCUGUCGAUCGCAGGGGCAAGGCCGUAUAAGUAUCAUCAGCGUGGAGGGAGGCUGCAUCAUUUGGCUUCAGCUCUCUUGGCACACACAUCUGGAAUAGGACAAACAUGGCCCCUCAUUGGAAUGCAGCUGGCAUGGAAAUAGUUAAUCUGCUCACUCUGUACAUUUUCUGGCACAUUCACUUGACUUCUUCUUGGUCGGUGAAUAACUUUCUGAUGACUGGGCCGAAGGCUUUCCUGACCUAUGCCAACAGCGUUCAAGUUGGCGCACGGAUGGGAAUCCACGAGUGCAAACAUCAAUUUGCUUGGGAAAAGUGGAACUGUCCAGAGAAAACACUGCAAUUAUCCACUCACAUCGGCCUUCGAAGUGCCACAAAAGAGACGUCUUUUCUGCAUGCAAUCAGCGCCGCGGGAGUGAUGUACACGCUCACCAAGAACUGCAGCAUGGGGGACUUCGAAAACUGUGGCUGUGAUGACUCCAGGAUUGGUCAAGCAGGGGGAAAAGGGUGGAUUUGGGGAGGCUGCAGUGACAAUGUAGAGUUUGGAGAGAAGAUCUCCAAACAUUUUGUGGACGCGCUGGAGGGUGGGCAUGACUCACGCGCAGCUGUCAACCUGCAUAACAAUGAGGCGGGCAGACUGGCAGUGAAGGCGACCAUGAGGAAAGCGUGCAAGUGUCACGGCGUGUCAGGAAGCUGCAGCAUCCAGACUUGCUGGAUGCAGCUGGCCGACUUUAGAGAGGUGGGCAACUACCUGAAGAUGAAACACCAGCGGGCAAUGAAGCUGGAACUGGACAAAAAACCCGCAAAGGCGGGGAACAGCGCAGUCAACCGGGGGAUCAUUGCGCACACUUUACGGCGCAUCGCCAAGACUGAGCUCAUUUACCUGGAGGAUUCCCCCAAUUACUGCGUCAAGAACCAAAGCCUGGGAGUGCAGGGCACCGAGGGACGCGAGUGCACGAAGGGGGAUAAGAACUUCUCCCAGAAGGAGAAGAAAAGCUGCCGGAGUUUGUGCAACGAAUGCGGCUUCAGAGUGGUGCAAAAGCGCGUUGAAGUGGUGAGCAGCUGCAACUGCAAAUUUCACUGGUGCUGCACGGUCAGGUGCGAAAAAUGCAUGCAAGUGGUCACAAAGUAUUACUGCGCGCGCAGAGAAGGGGGAAAGAGACACAAUAAUAAAACGAAGCGCAGGGACCGUGCGCAAAGGCACUGAGUCUCAUCUGUUUUACAAACUGAACGCUAGAGUUUUAGCAUGAUGGAUUUAUAUAAAAUGUUAUUUUCUAUCAAACAAAUCUAAAACUUUUUGUUGCACUUUCAUAUUUUGACUAAAACUGUUUUUAAUUCCUAAUCAAGCUACGUUUUUGAAGAAAAAACAAAACAGAACACGGGGCACUCCAUAUUGUGAGUUCAAAAGUUGCCUAGUCUAAUUUUUGGAUUUUUCUUGAGCUUGAAAUGUGUCAGAUAUAUUUUACUCUCUGUAAUUAAAAUGUCACAUAAUAAAUAUUUUUCUAAAGUA
Molecule: messenger RNA, 3273 nt
Organism: Oryzias latipes (Japanese medaka)
Lineage: Eukaryota; Metazoa; Chordata; Actinopteri; Beloniformes; Adrianichthyidae
Product: protein Wnt-8a
Biological process (GO): neuron differentiation; canonical Wnt signaling pathway; multicellular organism development
Cellular component (GO): extracellular region
Molecular function (GO): cytokine activity; frizzled binding
Source: RefSeq, a predicted model, not a curated record